CUGGCGGAGCAGAACUGCCCAGCCCUGACCGCCUCCCCCACCAGAGCCCAAACCAGCCUGUCCGGUUUGGGAAGCCCGCCCCAUUUGGCUUCUCUCUGGGUGGUUGCCUGACAGGUGCUCCACCUUGAUGGGGGAGGGGGUAGCCUGGGGUCUGGGACCUCUGGAGCUCCCUCUCGACCUGCCCUGCUGAGGCCCCGCCCCUUGCUGGAAGCCCCUGGCUCAGGGGGCAGGUAGUGGACAGAAGGGUGUGGUAGGUGGUAUUUCCAGGCCCUCUGAGCCAGUCGGUCCUCCCCCAGUCCACGUGAUGAGGUCGUGGAGGAGGUGGCUGUGGGGGCAGCAUGCUGGGGAGACCAGGGGCAGUGGGAGGAUACAGGUGUCUCUGUCCACCUGCCCGCCCAGGCCGCUUACUCUGUUCUCAGUGGGGCACCUGCCCGGGGCCCAGGCAUCUGUUGGAACUCAGUCACUGCCGCUCACAGGACCUCACAGGACCCCCAUCAGGGAGCAGUGCUACUGGGCUGACAGCCCCGGGGCAGGGAGUUUUGCUCCGUUUGUUCACAGCUGAAUUCCCAAGGCCUCCCACAGGCUUGCCUGGUCUGUGCGGGAGCUCAGCAGUUGUGUGCAUGGGUGGUGGGGGGCAGACAAGUCAGAGACUGUGACGGCCUGAGGGGCAGCCAGGCGUGGGGUGCAGGAGGGGCCUCAAGUGGGGCCGCGGGGGGAGAGGGAGGAGCCAGGCAGCCCCAAUCCCUGUCCCCCAAGUCCCUGUCCUUGGAGAGACAGAAAGAAAAGCAUUUCUCACAGUGAGCUCUGCCCUGGGCCGGAUCUGAGACGGGAGGAGGUGUGCGGCAGAGGCGGGGCGGCAGCACAGGCGCUUCUCGCUUCUCCAUUCCCUCUCUCUGAGCUUUUCCUCCUGUUCUGGAACGGGGCUUCUGAGCCAGCUCGCCUCAUGCUUAGAGUGGCUGCUUUAGGUCACAGGUACUGGGGUGAUGGCCCGCCUAGGAAGCCCGCCCCCUGACCUCCCUGCUGGGUGCCUUGUGCAAGCCACUCAGGCUCUCUGGGCCUCAGUUUUCUCUGUUGUAAAAAUGGGCCUGAUGAAGCACCUGCCCCUUUAGGGCGGUGGUGAGCUACCGCGUGUCAGUGCUCAGAGCAGGACCUGGCCCAGAGGAAGUUCUCCGGGAAGUUGGGCCACUUCUUUUCAGAAGGGUCAGUUACACCCUGGCAAGGCCACCAGCAUGGCAUGCGGAAGUCCCAGCCCUCCCCGCCUUUCUGUCCCCAGUUCCCACCACCCUCAUCUCCCGGCUCCACUUUCACACCCAGAGAUGGUGAUGGUGGGGGUUCGCUGUGAUCUCCCCCUGGUGAGACCCCAAGUCUCAGGUUCAUCCUGGGGGGUGAGUGGGGCAGAGGGGAGAGGCCCCCUUCAUUGCACCCUCUGGAGCUCUCCUUGGACUCACAGCCUGAGUGAAGGGGGGCGAGGGGAACACAGCAAGCCCCAGGCCUCCGGCCACCCUCUGCAUCAGAGAGGCCACUCACCCCCGCAUCGCUCUGUCCUGCCCCGCAGCCCCAGCCGAUGUUUCAGCCCUCUCAGGCGCUCCACCCCGGGCUGUGCAGCCACGGCUGCCCUGGCCCCUGGCCCCUGGCUCCUGGCCCCCAGCCUGCGUGGGAGUGAGAUGGGAGUGGGGGUGCGUGUGCCUGUGUGGUGGGAGGCUGACCUGCUGAAGUGCGGGCUGUCAUGGAUCCCCUGCUCCUGUGUCCCUGCCCAGCCCCUCCCUCUGGCGGGACAGUUGUGGGCCCUGUGGCCCGGGCUUUCCAGGCUCAGCCCCGCCUCCCUCUGUCCCGCCCUCCGCCCCAGCCAAGCUCAACGCCUUCCAGAGCAGGGCCGCGUCACCAGCCGCUGCCAGGGAGGCUGGGGCGCAGAGCCCAGCCAGCUCUCCUCAGUGGGCGCUCACAGAAAGGGCCGGGAGAACCCCCUGAUCCCAGCUCCCAGCUGGAAGCCUCUCUGCUGGCCUGUCCCACUGCGGGUGGCCCAGGACAGAGGAAAGAGGAUGGUGGAGAUGAGUAACCCGAAGCCCCAACAAGAGACGUCACCUGCCCGAGGGCACUUCUAGCACAACCAGCAUCAAACCAGGCCUGCUGUUAGGAGCGCAAAUUCGUGCCCUCAUCACACAGAGCCUGGCGCCAUGUUCGGGAAGAAGAAGAAGCGGGUUGAGAUCUCAGCGCCGUCGAACUUUGAACACCGUGUGCACACGGGCUUCGACCAGAACGAGCAGAAGUUCACGGGGCUGCCCCGCCAGUGGCAGAGCCUGAUCGAGGAGUCGGCUCGCCGGCCCAAGCCCCUUGUUGACCCCGCCUGCAUCACCUCCAUCCAGCCCGGGGCCCCCAAGACCAUCGUGCGGGGCAGCAAAGGUGCCAAGGAUGGGGCCCUCACGCUGCUGCUCGACGAAUUUGAGAACAUGUCGGUGACACGCUCCAACUCCCUGCGGAGAGACAGCCCGCCGCCACCUGCCCGUGCCCGCCAGGAAAACGGGAUGCCCGCGGAGCAGGCCGCCAUGGCCAGAGGGGGCCCAGAGAAGGCGGGUGGCCAAGGCCGGGUGGCCGGUCGCAGCGAGACGGGUGGCAACAGUGGUGACAGGCGGCGGGCGGGGCCGGACAAGAGGCUCAAGUCUUCCAGGGAGGGCUCAGGGGGCCCCCAGGAGUCCUCCCGGGACAAGCGCCCCCUCUCAGGGCCUGACGUCGGCACCCCCGACCAGCCUGCCGGGCUGGCCAGCGGGGCGAAAGUGGCGGCUGGCCGGCCCUUUAACACGUACCCGCGGGCUGACACGGACCACCCACCCCGGGGCGCCCAGGGGGAGCCUCACAACGUGGCCCCCAAUGGGCCAUCGGUGGGGGGCCUGGCUGUCCCGCAGUCCUCCCGGCCCCCCGCUCGAGCCCGCGGCACCCCCAGCCCAGGCGUGCUGGGCCCCCACGCCUCCGAGCCCCAGCUGGCCCCUCCAGCCCGCACCCCAGCCGCCCCUGCCGCACCCCCUGCCCCUGGGCCCCCUGGCCCUCGAUCGCCACAGCGGGAACCCCAGCGAGUGUCCCAUGAGCAGUUCCGGGCCGCCCUGCAGCUGGUGGUGGACCCCGGCGACCCGCGCUCCUACCUGGACAACUUCAUCAAGAUCGGCGAGGGCUCCACAGGCAUCGUGUGCAUCGCCACCGUGCGCAGCUCGGGCAGGCUGGUGGCUGUCAAGAAGAUGGACCUGCGCAAGCAGCAGAGGCGCGAGCUGCUCUUCAAUGAGGUGGUGAUCAUGCGGGACUACCAGCACGAGAACGUGGUGGAGAUGUACAACAGCUACCUGGUCGGCGACGAGCUCUGGGUGGUGAUGGAGUUCCUGGAGGGAGGCGCCCUCACCGACAUUGUCACCCACACCAGGAUGAACGAGGAGCAGAUCGCCGCCGUGUGCCUGGCCGUGCUGCAGGCCUUGUCCGUCCUCCACGCCCAGGGCGUCAUCCACCGCGACAUCAAGAGCGACUCCAUCCUGCUGACCCAUGAUGGCCGGGUGAAGCUGUCGGACUUUGGGUUCUGCGCCCAGGUGAGCAAGGAGGUGCCGCGGAGGAAGUCCCUGGUGGGCACGCCCUACUGGAUGGCCCCGGAGCUCAUCUCCCGCCUUCCCUACGGGCCAGAGGUGGACAUCUGGUCUCUGGGGGUGAUGGUGAUCGAGAUGGUGGACGGGGAGCCCCCCUACUUCAACGAGCCACCCCUCAAAGCCAUGAAGAUGAUUCGGGACAACCUGCCGCCCCGACUGAAGAAUCUGCACAAGGUGUCACCCUCCCUGAAGGGCUUCCUGGACCGCCUGCUGGUGCGUGACCCGGCACAGCGGGCCACGGCGGCUGAGCUGCUCAAGCACCCGUUCCUGGCCAAAGCAGGCCCGCCUGCCAGUAUCGUGCCCCUCAUGCGCCAGAACCGCACCAGAUGAGGCCCAGCGCCCUGUCCCUGAACCAAAGAGCCCCUUGGGUCACCCCCGCCCUGCCAGAGGCCCGCCGGGGAGCUGCCCCUGCUCCUCCCAGCCCGGGAGACACUCUGCGUGGCACCGCCCUCCUUGCUGCGGGGUGUGCGGGACCCUACUACUGAACUCCAGUUUUGGUUUUGUGACUUUAAACAAACACAGGGACUUGUGGGAGCAAGUGGGGCUCCCAGGAACCCCCGCCUCUGGGACAGGCCCGCCCUGGUGUUUUCCUGUCUCCAGGAGGACAGGCGGCCCUCCCGUCACUGGAAAUCUGCAGUGGGGGCUGUUGGGGGGGAGACAACACUACAGAAGAGGGGUGUGUGUGUGUGUGUGUGUGUGUGUGUGUAUACACAUGCGUGUGUGCGUGCGGAAGGUCCAGCUCCUGUCAUCCCGCCUGUGCGUGGGUGUCUCCGAGACCUCCCCUGACACGCAGCCCCCGCCCCGAGCCGUUGCGGGGGUCGAUCAUGAAUGUCUGAAGAGCGGCCUUCUCCCUUCGCCCCGUGCCCCUUUCCGUGGCUGGAUGGGGAGACGGGGGUCGGGGCUCCCCCCACCCCCAGCCUCUGCAGACCAUGACUACUGCACCUGGACAGCCUCCUCUUUUCUAGAAGUCUAUUUAUAUUGCCAUUUUAUAACACUCGAGCCCCCAUCUGGGGCCAGAUGGGCCCUGUCCCGCCGGGUGGCACUGGGGACAGAACUAUUGCUUGAAGAAUCAGGUUCCUGCCCCCUCGGAGCAGCCCCGCCCUCUCCUCCGUCAAGUUAGUUUUACAAUUAAAACAUUUUCUUGUUUUG
Molecule: messenger RNA, 4769 nt
Organism: Sus scrofa (pig)
Lineage: Eukaryota; Metazoa; Chordata; Mammalia; Artiodactyla; Suidae
Gene: PAK4
Product: p21 (RAC1) activated kinase 4
Biological process (GO): protein phosphorylation
Molecular function (GO): protein serine/threonine kinase activity; ATP binding
Source: RefSeq, a predicted model, not a curated record